Molecule: messenger RNA, 1876 nt
Organism: Podospora pseudopauciseta
Lineage: Eukaryota; Fungi; Ascomycota; Sordariomycetes; Sordariales; Podosporaceae
Exons: 2
Coding region: 215-1678 (487 amino acids)
Biological process (GO): attachment of mitotic spindle microtubules to kinetochore; meiotic sister chromatid segregation
Cellular component (GO): nucleolus; chromosome, centromeric core domain; mitotic spindle
Molecular function (GO): protein binding; microtubule site clamp
Source: RefSeq, a predicted model, not a curated record
AAACCUUCCCCCUAACGCGUCGCUACUCAAGGCACUGCGCAUCGCCACACUUUUUUUUUUUUUUUUUUUUUUGUUGCGACUGCUGCUUGUAAUUAUUGCGUAAGGCUCAGGUGAAAACGGACGCACGGGACUCUUUGUGUCUCGAGCUAUUCAACUUUUGGCAUUUUUGUUUGAAUUCAUAAACGUCAAGGAAUCCCAAGCAGGGGUUUGCUCGAUGCUAAGAACGAAGAUCCGCUCUCAGCUGCUGGAGCUGGUGGAUUCGGAUUCAGAAGACGGACUGGGUGGAAUCGCGCGCACAUCAUCCUCAUCAUCAACCUCAACUGCCGCUGCCAACAUUGGAAGACCGCGCAAACUAAACUCCAAGAAAACAACCACAUCCGCCAUCAUGCCGCCAAAGAAGAGAGGAGCUGCCACAAAGGCAACCGCCGCGUCCAAAGUCACCAAGCCAGAACCAAAGAACACCGCCACGACGCGUCGCGCUGCCGGGAGAGUCGCGGCAGCAGUAGAGAAGGAAGUCCUAGGAGAUGCGCCAGCUGAGAACGCGCCGGCCGAGAAGCCAGCAGGAAGAGGAAGAGGGAGACGCGCCGCUGCGGCUACUACACCAGUCGAAGAAGAAGAAGACACAGAAAUGGCCGACACCACCCCGUCAGAAACCACCAAAACCACCCGCGGCCGUCCCAAGAAGACUGUCGCAGGUAGGAAACCCUCCGCCUCCUCCCCAGACGAAACGGUCGAAAUCCCAGAAACUCAACCCUCCGCCCUCGAGCCCGGAACACCCAUUUCCGACAACGACACAGCAGCCCCCACCAUCGCACCUCCCCAACCGCGCUCUUUUUCCGUCAGCCCCCAAAAGAAACGCCCAUCCGUCACCACAACCACCUCCUCUUCCGAAGCAGACCUCCGCCGCCGCCUAGGCGACCUAACCAAAUCCCACUCGGCCCUCGAAUCCAAAUACAACGCCCUCCGCGACACCACCGUCCCCCAAGCCGAAAAAACCUUUGACUUGUACCGGAAAACAUCCGAGUCCAAAUCCAAGCUCGCGGACCAGCUGAUUGCCUCUUUAAAAGCCGAGCUUUCCACCGCCAAACAAUCCAGCGCUGUCAUCCCCUCCCUCCAAUCAGACCUGUCAACCGCCCAGGCUCAAAUCGCGAAAUUUGAGGCUCAGGUUGCGGAGCUGAACAAGACGAUUGCGGAGCAAAAGACGGAGAUCAAGGCGCUGAAUAUGAAGUUGGCUGCUGCGAGGAAUGCGGAAGCGGCGGCAAAUAGCAGGAGUGUGACGGCGCAGGUGCCGGGGAGUGCGAUGAAGAAGACUUUGGGGGUUGGUGGGGUGAGGGGGACGGGGAUGCAGGUGCAGGAGGCUACUUUGGCCGCGCAGAGGAAGGAGGAUCUGUAUGCGGAUUUGACGGGGUUGAUCGUCAGGGGGGUGAAUGUGGGGGGGGAGGGGGUCGAGUUUGAUUGUUUGCAGACUGGGAGGAAUGGGACAUUACAUUUUAAACUCACAAUGUCGUCUGGGGAUGGGGAUGAGUCGCAGUGCGAGUAUAACCCCAUGUUGGAUACCAAUAGGGACAGGGCGCUGAUUGAUGUGCUGCCGGAGUUUUUGGUGGAUGAGAUUGCUUUUCCUAGGGCGCAGGCGGGGAAGUUUUAUCAGAGGAUCAUGAGGGCUUUAAAUGAGUCUUGAUGUGUAUAUACCGUAGACUGUAGGAUAACCUUGGACAGGACAUGGGUGCUUGUGGGAUUAUGAUCAUUUGGUGGGUUUUCUAUCCUGUAACUUGUUGACAUUAUUCACGGCAUGGUGGGAGAACAUGGUUUGCUUUUUUCAGGGUGGUGGGUAGGAUAUUGGCGGUUGGAGUUUGGGCGCGUUUUUCCUCAAUCGAGA